UCUGAUCAAAGAUGGCGGCCACCGAUCCAUGGAGGAAGUAGGAUCUGCUGGAAGAAUUUAUGAAACUCAAGGGCCGGAGAGGCCUUCUAAUUUCAAUUAUGGAGUGUGAAGUGUUCUGAUUGUAUGUGUCUAUAUUCGUUGAUGUCUGGAUAUGUAGUUCAUGUUGGAUUUACGGCUUACACGGGCUCUUUUACCCGGCUGAAAACGGAGCCGAGCUCUUGACUCGUAUCUGAGUCUGAGGCGAUGGGAGCACAAAAUGCAAAGGAACCAAAGCCCGGUUCCGGAAAGAGUAGGGCCAAGCCUACGAAGGAACCAAGGGUAUCACAGGGGAACAUUUUUGCUGAACAUUCAGGU
Messenger RNA from Aplysia californica (California sea hare), 354 nucleotides. Its product is annotated as tyrosine-protein kinase ABL2. NCBI's taxonomy places the organism in Eukaryota, Metazoa, Mollusca, Gastropoda, Aplysiida, Aplysiidae. The record is from RefSeq and is a predicted model, not a curated record.